AUGUACGACUAUAAUGGAUUUGAUCUUUAUGAUCCAAAAAUUCUCGACGAUGCCCGACGUAUUAAAGCUGAAAAAAAAAUGACUUUUGAUGAACUUUAUGCACUGUUUGCUUUAGAAUUUAAUCUUAGUGAAGAUUCAUUUCGUUUGUGGCAUGUUCAAGAAAACACGGUUCGAGAUGAUCGAAAUCCAACUAUUUCAAUGACUCGUGUCCGACCAUCGACAUUAUUAAAGCGGAGUAUGGAGAUGUGUUGUCAGAAUAAACUCGAAACAGCCCUCGAAUCUGAUCGCAAUGUUGUUUUUCUUGAAAUUGCAACUGAUUCGGGAGGUCCCAUCCCUACCCUCGAACCAUAUGAUGAUAAUCAUGAUAUGAUGCUGUUUUUGAAGUAUUAUGAUGCUGAUCAGCGGCAAACUUUCUUUAGCGGCCACAUAAUGGCUAACUGCAAAUCUACAAUGCGAGCGCAUAUUCCUCGAAUACUUGAAAAAAUCGGUUUACCACCAAAUACAGAAUUGAAAUUUUAUGAGGAAAUAGCACCAGAGCGUAUUCGACCAAUUUGUGCAGAUGAUUUAAUAACUCAUGAUCAUAGUUUGAUCGAUCCUAUCGAUGGAGCUAUUGUGGUUGUUGAACGAGUCGAUAAAUCAAGUCCAGAUAAUAAUGCCUAUAUUCAUCAUACAAGUAAAUAUAAUGCUUUGUUGGUUGAAGCCAUUCAAAAUCUGGACGGCUUUGGCACUCCAGUUGCUGAACGUUAUCCACCUAUUCAAGGAGAAAUUAGUCAAACUUGGACAAUGAGUCAGGUGAUGCAGUGGAUAGCUAAUGGGAUCAAUUGCCCAGCAGAUCGUAUAUUGUUAUGGAAGGUUACACAAUAUAAUGAGAAACCAACUAAUAAUCAUAUAACUGACCAUGAAAUGCGAGUUUACUCAUUAAAAGAUUUACUUGGGCUCAACGGUAAUCAUAGACAUGAUCCUCGAAGGCAAAAAAGAUAUCGCAUAUAUUAUACAAAAAUGCCCAUCCCUGUGUCUGAUUUAGAGCGACGGUAUAAAAUGAGAUUGCAAUGCAUGGACGAAAAAUUGCAAAUAACGGAAAUAACGGUUUUUCCCGAAAGAAAUGGUACAGUCCAAUCUAUUUUGAAUGAAGCACAACGAGAGUUUCGCUUUUCUCCCAACGGAACUAAAAUAUUAAGGCAUGAUUUUUCAUUUUUUAAAGCUUAUAAUAAAUUUUUUAAAUGCGAUAAUUUUGAUUUUAAUUAUUUUAGGUUGGUUUAUUCGGGUCAAGUUUCUCAUUGUCUUCGCGUUUAUCAAAUUUUUUCUAAUGAUACACCUGCAAUGGAAGUCUAUCAGAAAAUUGGCAAUACUUCUUAUGCAGAUCCUGCUCGUAUGUUUGGCGUACCGUUUUAUAUAAAAGUAACUAAUGGCGAAUCAUUCGAAUGCGUUAGCGAGCGAAUUAGGAAAAAAUUAGAUGUUAGUGAGAAAGAGUUCGAAAAGUAUAAAUUCACAAUUGUUAUGAAUAAUCGUGCGACAAAAUAUUUGGAGAAAGAAAACGUUGUAAACUUAAAUGAAUUAGCUCAUAAACAUAUAACAGACAAUUUGGAUAAUUUAGCACCAGGUUUUGCUUCUGCUCCUUGGCUUGGUCUUGAUCAUAUGAAUAAAAGUCGGGCCUCUCGUGGAUGUCAUACUACUGAAAAAGCGAUCAUUAUUCACAAUUGA
Molecule: messenger RNA, 1701 nt
Organism: Dracunculus medinensis (Guinea worm)
Lineage: Eukaryota; Metazoa; Nematoda; Chromadorea; Rhabditida; Dracunculidae
Source: the annotation of a GenBank genome assembly